AUGUUGGGAGAAAAGGCACAAGGCGUUCCAUUGAUGGUAGGCGUAAUGGACUACAACUAUGAUGAAGAUUUGGAAGAAUUGUGUCCUGUUUGUGGAGAUAAGGUCUCAGGAUACCACUAUGGACUCCUUACAUGUGAAAGUUGUAAGGGCUUCUUCAAGAGGACAGUCCAAAACAAGAAGAGGUAUACUUGUGCAGAAAACCAGGAGUGUAAAAUAGACAAAACACAGCGGAAGAGAUGUCCCUGCUGCCGAUUCCAGAAAUGCCUCGAUGUUGGCAUGAGAUUAGAAGCUGUGCGUGCAGACCGCAUGCGUGGGGGCAGGAAUAAGUUUGGCCCCAUGUACAAGCGGGACAGAGCCAUGAAGCAGCAGAAGAAGGCUUUGAUCCGUUCCACGGGCUUCAAGAUGGAGUCUGCUCCUCCACAGCUCUCCCCUGUACAGACUAACUAUGGCUUCACUGGUACCCUGCACAGCCUCCCAUCCGUCCCCAAGGGCCUCAUGCCCUCCAUCCCAGCCUCCAUCACCCCCACAGACUAUGAGGCCAGCCUCUACGGACCCUCCUCCCUGGGGGUGGCCAUGCAGCCCCAUGGACCCCUGCCUACUCAGUACCUGUGCACAGCAUUCCCCAGCAGGGCCAUCAAGUCUGAGUACUCUGACCACCACACAAGCUCCCCAGAGUCUCUGGUGGGGUACCCCUUUCCGGAUGUGUACCCCUCCGGAGGCUCCCCACAGCCUCCCCCCCUCUCCCCCCUGGUGCUAGAGCUGCUGCGCUGCGACCCAGAUGAGAUGCAGGUGCAGAGUAAGAUCAUGGCCUUCCUGCAGCAGGAGCAGAGUGGCCGGGGCCGGCAGGACAGGCUCAGCACAUUCAGCCUCAUGUGUCGCAUGGCCGACCAGACUCUGUUCUCCAUAGUGGAGUGGGCCAGGAGCUGCAUCUUCUUCAAGGAGCUCAAGGUGGGGGACCAGAUGAAGCUUCUUCACAACUGCUGGUCUGAGUUGCUGGUCCUGGACCAUGUCUUCAGACAAGUGCAACAUGGGAAGGAGAGCAGCCUGCUGCUGGUUACUGGCCAGGAGAUGGAUCUGUCAUCCGUGGGGUCACAGGCAGGCUUGAGUCUGUCAGGCCUGGUCCAGGGAGGACAGGAGCUGGCUGGGAAGCUACUAGCCCUGCAGGUGGACAGGAGAGAGAUUGCCUGCCUCAAGUUCCUCCUCCUCUUCAAUCCCAAUGUGAAGCUGUUGGAGAACCAGGUGUUUGUGGAGAGUGUUCAGGAGCAGGUGAAUGGGGCUCUGCUGGAGUACACUGUGUGCACCUACCCCCUGUAUCUGGACAAGUUCAGCCAGCUGGUGCUGCAUCUGCCAGAGCUGCGUGCCCUCAGCACCCAGGCAGAGGACUACCUGUGCUACAAACACCUGAGUGGGGAGGUGCCCUGCAACAACCUGCUCAUUGAGAUGCUGCAUGCCAAGAAGGCCUGUAUAUGAGCACCACGUUACCAUUACUAUACACCAGCAGACUGUCUGUG
Molecule: messenger RNA, 1511 nt
Organism: Oncorhynchus masou masou (cherry salmon)
Lineage: Eukaryota; Metazoa; Chordata; Actinopteri; Salmoniformes; Salmonidae
Product: nuclear receptor subfamily 5 group A member 2-like
Exons: 7
Coding region: 1-1470 (489 amino acids)
Biological process (GO): tissue development; regulation of transcription by RNA polymerase II; hormone-mediated signaling pathway
Cellular component (GO): RNA polymerase II transcription regulator complex
Molecular function (GO): zinc ion binding; RNA polymerase II cis-regulatory region sequence-specific DNA binding; nuclear receptor activity
Source: RefSeq, a predicted model, not a curated record